GCCCCUUCUGAGGUUUCGUACUACCGCUGUUAUUCCUCUCUAUCUUCAACCUGCCAAUCUCAGGCAUAUAGAUCAGCCACAGUUUCACCCACCGGCGGCGGCGGCGGCGGCGUUUGAAGUAAUGGCAGGACGUGGAAAAACUCUAGGCUCAUCCGCCGCGAAGAAGGCUGUAUCCCGAAGCAGCAAGGCGGGGCUCCAGUUCCCCGUCGGCCGUAUCGCCCGGUUCCUCAAGGCCGGGAAAUACGCAGAGCGAGUUGGUGCCGGAGCUCCGGUGUAUCUCGCUGCGGUCCUCGAAUACCUUGCGGCAGAGGUACUUGAAUUGGCUGGAAAUGCGGCGAGGGACAACAAAAAGACGAGGAUCGUGCCAAGGCACAUCCAAUUGGCAGUGAGGAACGACGAGGAGUUGAGCAAACUGCUGGGAGAUGUGACGAUCGCCAAUGGCGGUGUUAUGCCUAACAUUCACAACCUUCUUCUUCCCAAGAAGGCCGCUGGCAAGACAACCGAAGAAGACUAGAUGAAUGCAGACUGAUAAGGAGCGUUUUGGAGUUGGUGCUGUUCUCCUUGUUCUCUUAGUAGAUUGGGUUCAGUAGGUUAGGUUGCUUUAGCUAUAUGUUCCCUGUCGUCUCUACUUCCCCUUUCUUAAAUUAUGUUUGUAUAAAUCUAAGAAUGAUUUGAAAGCAACGGUGUUCUUCAUUUUUGCACCUUUAAUACAAAAAAGGCCAACUUUCCUGUAGUUCAUAUGUUGUUCUUAUACAUUUUGAAGUUCUGAAUGUGGAACUCUUCUGGAAGCCGCUGGAAAAAUUUGUGGAAUAACAAUAGAAAAU
Messenger RNA from Cuscuta epithymum, 824 nucleotides. NCBI's taxonomy places the organism in Eukaryota, Viridiplantae, Streptophyta, Magnoliopsida, Solanales, Convolvulaceae. The record is from the annotation of a GenBank genome assembly.